GUAAACAAAUCCAUAGAAAAAGAAAUCGAGGGAAGUAUUCCACAAGAGAACAAUUAUGGUAUUGUUUUUAUUACGAUGUAAAAUUAUGGGGAUUCGAAGGAAUCGUUCGUAGUCCCAAGCCUUUCGAAAACCCCAACGCUUCUGCUUAGCGUAAAGCUAAAACCCCAAAAACAAAAUCAAAAUGGUGGCAAACCCUGUUUCUCUCACCUGCAAAACUCCCCUCUUGUACCGUUUUGUUGGCUCUUCCCUGAAACCCAUCUCCCAGUUUGGCCAACAAAUUCGAGUUCCUGUAAAGCCAGUUCGAAUAAGCAUUUUUAGGGGCUGUUCUUCACGUUUUUUGAAUUUUUGUCAUGGAACAGGGUUUGAGUCGCUGGGUACUUCCAAAAUGGGAUUUGGGCAACUGGGUUUUGAUCGUCUUCGAUUUUCAGCGGCUACCGAAGGUGUCACGGGUGGACCUGGUAGUGGUGGUAGUGGUGGUGGCGGUUUUGGAGGCUCUGGUGAUGGCAAUUCUAGUAGUGGUGCUGGUGAUGGUGAUGGUGAUGGCGGGAGUAACUGGUCUUUCUUUUCAGGGUAUUUAGCUCUUCUUGCAAAGUAUCCUGUGUCAACAAAAGCGGUGACCUCUGCACUUUUGACUUUGAUUGGAGACUUAAUCUGCCAGCUGUGGAUUGAUCAAGCGGGAACAUUGGACCUGAAAAGGACAUUCCUAUUUACUCUGUUAGGGCUGGUGUUAGUGGGUCCCACAUUACAUUUCUGGUAUUUGUAUCUGAGUAAAUUAGUGACAUUGCCUGGGGCAUCAGGUGCCUUCUUACGCCUUCUACUUGAUCAGUUCAUUUUUUCUCCUAUAUUCAUUGGAGUUUUCUUAUCUACUUUGCUAACACUGGAGGGAAGGCCAGGACAAGUUGUAGCCAAACUUGAGCAGGAGUGGUUUUCUUCUGUUCUUGCUAAUUGGCAACUGUGGAUACCUUUCCAAUUUCUGAACUUUCGCUUUGUACCCCAGCAAUUCCAGGUCCUUGCUGCUAAUGUUGUCGCAUUAGUUUGGAAUGUGAUUCUCUCAUUUAAAGCUCACAAAGAAGUCCUGCCAAAAUAGGUUUGUUUUAGUUUUCAUGAAACUUGAAGACUUAUAUUGUGAUCCAUGCUGUCUUAACUUUUAUCCAUUAAUUCUGUUUCAGUGGCAAAGUUCAAUUAUCUUGAAAUGCUUGAUUUAA
Messenger RNA from Mangifera indica (mango), 1205 nucleotides. Its product is annotated as protein Mpv17. Gene Ontology annotation, cellular component: membrane; cytoplasm. Bases 182 to 1087 code for a protein of 301 amino acids. The transcript is spliced from 7 exons. NCBI's taxonomy places the organism in Eukaryota, Viridiplantae, Streptophyta, Magnoliopsida, Sapindales, Anacardiaceae. The record is from RefSeq and is a predicted model, not a curated record.